AUGGAACGUCCCGCCUCGAAUUCCCAAAACCCUCGCCGUUUGCAGACGGAAGAGCCACUCUCUUCCCGAUCUCCUACUCCUCAGCAGCAACCGAGUUCACAGACUUCUGGUCUCGCAACCGCCGUGGAAAACGGUCGGAACAGUUCGGCACCUAGAGGGGUUUCUAAGAAUGCGCGUCGCAGAAACUCCAAAGGAAAAGGUAAAACCCAAGAAGCAGUCUCCGGUGCACGAAACCCUAACGGUAAAGUCGGUAACUUUCGAAAUGAGUACGUGUAUGUUCCUAAAAAACCUUCUCCGCCGGUUGUUAAAUCAGUCGGUGAGGGUAGUUCGAAGGUUAAUGCUGCCGUUGCGGGAAAGUUUAGUGGAGAUGUGUUGUAUAGGCUUUACUUUAAGGGUUUGGUGAGUGAAGAGAGUGUGACUGGGAAAGGGAAAGGGAAGAUGGCUGACGUGGCGGUGGCUGGAUUUGGUGUUGCGGUUUGUGACCAGAGGGAUGGUUUGUUGUUUGAGUUAAAGGGGGAACUGAUUGGUCGUGAUACGAACCGGCAGGGAGCGGAGCUUAAGGCGUUGACACGUGGGUUAACCGAAGCCUCGAAGCUUGGGAUUAAAAAUGUUGUUGUGUUCUGUGAAUCUUAUCCCAUUUUCCAGUUUGUUAAGGGGAAUUGGGUGCCUAAGCAAAAAAAGAUCUCCAUGCUGAUGGAUGAUCUGCAACAGAUCAGGCAACAAUUCACGUUUUGCCAGGCUGUUCUGGUAGCUGGAAACGAAGUCAAAUUUGCGUAUAAACUCGCCAGGGAAUCAAUACUUUCUCAAGCCAACCCUCGUGGAGUUGCUCGCCAAGCAAAAGUAGCUUGGAAACAAGAGUGUCUCAUCUGUUCCAACGAAAUCGAUCUCGAGCGCAUGUUUUCCCUUGGUAAAUGCCGUCACCGCUUUUGCUUUCACUGCGUGAAGCAACACGUGGAGGUGAAGCUGCUUCACGGAAUGGUUCCAAACUGUCCUCACGAUGGAUGCAACUCUGAGAUGAUUAUGGAUGCAUGCCGCAAGGUUUUGACUCCAAAACUGAAUGAAAUUUGGAAACAAAGGGUUAAAGAUUAUGCGAUACCUGUCGCAGAGAGAGUUUACUGCCCUUACCCGAGGUGUUUGGCUUUGAUGUCUAAAGCCAAGAUAACUGAAUCUGCCAAGAGCUUGCUGUCUAUCUACCCUAAAUCUGGAGUUAGGAGAUGUGUUGAAUGUCGUGGACUCUUCUGUGUGGACUGUGAUGUCCCGUGGCAUGGGAAGGUGUCAUGCACUGAAUACAAGAACUUGCAUCCUAAUCCUCCAGGUGAUGAUGUGAAGGUAAGCUCUCAUGCAAAUAAUAAAACGUGGCGUCAAUGUGACAAGUGCCAGCACAUCAAUGAACUUACACACGGAUGCAAUCACAUAACUUGCAGAUGUGGGUAUGAGUUUUGCUACAACUGUGGAGAAGAAUGGAACAAGGAAACAGGGACUUGUGCUAAACACUGCCCUACCUUGGACGAAGAAUAUAUCACACGUCAAGAUCCAGCGCGUGUCUAUGUGGGGCUUAGCAACUACUAUGACGAUGAAGAUGAAGAUUAUGAAGAUUAUGAUUCUGAUGAUGAAGAUUUUGAUUACGGCUUUGGUGACUUCCCCUUUGGUUUUAAGCAGAACAUGAAUGAUGCUGAUUCUGAAGACUCCUUUGAUCCUUUCUCCGAACUGCCACAUGGUGUGCCACGCUCCCACCAGAUGCUGGCUUACAAGGCUCUUCACGACAUGUUUAACCCGGGUGAGGAGUUUGCAAGUGAGGACUGCCCAUACUUUGGUAAGUAUGGAAAGUACGCUACAUAUUAUGACUCGGACGGCUAUGAAUACGACGAUUACACGAACCCUUUCCAUCCUGACUACGACUAAGGUUCCUAGUCUGGAACCAAGCUUGUUGUUCUCUUUUCGGAUUUUUCUUUUUCCAGGGCCAAACUCCUUUGCUACACUAUAUGCUUUUUCUGUCUUUGAAUCUCUUUUGUUUGAAGCUCAUGUUUCUGUGACUUGUUUCGUUUGAGUUUUGGUUGAUUCAGAACUUGUAGCAACUUUGGAUUUAA
Eruca vesicaria subsp. sativa (arugula) is the source of this 2087-nucleotide messenger RNA. The record is from the annotation of a GenBank genome assembly. Lineage: Eukaryota; Viridiplantae; Streptophyta; Magnoliopsida; Brassicales; Brassicaceae.